AUGGGUGGUGACUGUGCCACCCUCCUGAAGAACAUUGGGGCGCUGCCCGUGGAGAUGGCUCGGAUGUAUUUUGCAGAAACGGUUCUGGCCCUUGAGUACUUACACAAUUAUGGCAUCGUGCACCGUGAUCUCAAACCAGACAACCUCCUCAUCACCUCCAUGGGCCACAUCAAACUCACGGAUUUUGGCCUCUCCAAGAUGGGACUCAUGAGUCUCACAACCAACUUAUAUGAAGGCCACAUUGAGAAGGAUGCCCGGGAGUUCCUGGACAAACAGGUGUGUGGGACCCCAGAGUACAUCGCACCCGAGGUCAUCCUGCGCCAGGGCUACGGCAAGCCAGUGGACUGGUGGGCUAUGGGGAUCAUUCUCUACGAGUUCCUGGUAGGCUGUGUGCCUUUCUUCGGGGAUACCCCAGAAGAGCUCUUUGGACAGGUCAUCAGUGAUGACAUACUAUGGCCUGAAGGAGAUGAGGCCCUGCCUACAGACGCCCAGCUGCUAAUAUCUAGCCUCUUGCAGACCAACCCCCUGGUCCGACUUGGGGCAGGUGGGGCUUUUGAAGUGAAGCAACACAGUUUCUUCCGAGACCUAGACUGGACGGGGCUGCUGCGGCAGAAGGCAGAGUUCAUUCCCCACCUAGAGUCGGAAGAUGACACCAGCUACUUUGACACCCGCUCGGACAGGUAUCACCACGUUAACUCCUACGACGAGGACGACACCACCGAGGAGGAGCCCGUGGAGAUCCGCCAAUUCUCCUCCUGCUCUCCGCGCUUCAGCAAGGUGUAUAGCAGUAUGGAGCAGCUGUCGCAGCACGAGCCCAAGACCCCUGUGUCAGCAUCAGGCGCUAGCAAACGGGACCCAAGCGCCAAGGGCCCAGAGGAGAAGGUGGCCAGCAAGCGGGAGGGACUGGGUGGCCUGACUCUGCGCGAGAAGACCUGGAGAGGGGGUUCCCCGGAGAUUAAGCGCUUCUCAGCGUCUGAAGCCAGUUUCCUGGAAGGGGAGGCCAGUCCCCCGCUGGGAGCACGCAGACGUUUCUCGGCGCUGCUGGAGCCCAGCCGCUUCAGUGCCCCUCAGGAAGACGAAGAUGAGGCCCGACUCCGCAGGCCUCCUCGGCCCAGCUCCGAUCCCUCUAGCUCACUGGAUACACGUCUCCCCAAAGAGGCAGCACAAGGAGAGGGAAUUUCUACUCCUGGAGACCCAGAGGCCUCUGAGCGCUCACACCCAGGUGACCUGUGCCCACCCUCCAAGGAUGGAGACCCAUCAGGUCCCAGGGCCACCAAUGACCUGGUUUUGCGAAGGGCAAGGCACCAGCAGCUGUCUGGAGAUCUUGCUGUGGAGAAGCGACCUUCUCGAACUGGGGGCAAAGUUAUCAAGUCAGCCUCGGCUACCGCCUUGUCGGUCAUGAUUCCUGCAGUGGACCCACACGGAGGCUCACCCCUUGCUAGUCCCAUGUCCCCUCGAUCUCUCUCCUCCAAUCCAUCCUCACGGGACUCUUCACCUAGCCGGGACUACUCACCAGCUGUCAGUGGACUCCGGUCCCCCAUCACCAUCCAACGCUCAGGCAAGAAAUACGGGUUCACGCUGCGUGCCAUUCGUGUUUACAUGGGCGACUCAGAUGUCUACAGUGUCCACCAUAUUGUGUGGCACGUGGAGGAAGGGGGUCCUGCACAAGAGGCAGGGCUCUGUGCUGGGGACCUCAUCACCCACGUGAACGGUGAGCCUGUGCAUGGCAUGGUGCAUCCUGAGGUGGUGGAGCUGAUCCUGAAGAGCGGCAACAAAGUAGCUGUGACCACCACACCCUUUGAAAACACCUCCAUCCGCAUUGGGCCUGCCAGGCGCAGCAGUUACAAGGCCAAAAUGGCUCGUAGGAACAAGAGGCCUUCCGCUAAAGAUGGCCAAGAGAGUAAGAAGCGCAGCUCCCUCUUCCGGAAGAUCACAAAACAGUCAAACCUGCUGCACACUAGCAGAUCGCUGUCCUCACUGAACCGGUCCUUGUCGUCCAGCGACAGUCUUCCCGGCUCGCCCACGCACGGAUUACCAGCACGCUCGCCCACGCACAGCUAUCGCUCCACGCCUGACUCCGCGUACCUAGGCGCCUCAUCACAGAGUAGCUCCCCAGCUUCCAGCACCCCUAACUCUCCCGCGUCAUCGGCGUCGCACCACAUCCGGCCCAGCACCCUGCACGGGCUUUCACCGAAGCUACACCGUCAGUACCGCUCUGCACGCUGUAAAUCGGCCGGCAACAUCCCGCUGUCACCACUGGCACACACGCCAUCCCCGACGCAGGCGUCGCCGCCGCCGCUUCCAGGCCACACGGUGGGCAGCUCACACACCACGCAGAGCUUCCCCGCCAAAUUGCACUCCUCACCGCCUGUUGUGCGCCCGCGCCCCAAGAGUGCAGAGCCGCCACGCUCGCCGCUGCUCAAGCGGGUGCAGUCAGCGGAGAAGCUGGGGGCUUCGCUGGGCUCAGACAAAAAAGGCGCACUGCGCAAACACAGCCUCGAAGUGGGUCACCCGGAUUUCCGCAAGGACUUCCACGGUGAGCUGGCACUACAUAGCCUCGCCGAGUCCGAUGGUGAGACGCCUCCCAUCGAGGGUCCUGGAACGACCCGGCAGGUCGCCGUGCGACGCCUGGGCCGCCAGGAAUCGCCCCUGAGUUUGGGCGCGGACCCAUUGCUACCCGAGGGUGCCCCGAGGCCGAUGGCGUCAAGUAAAGAGGAGUCCCCGGGGGGUGCAGAGGCUUGCACCCCGCCUCGCGCGACAACCCCCGGGAGCCGGACCCUGGAGCGUGACUCGGGCUGCACGAGGCACCAGAGCGUGCAGACUGAGGAUGGCCCAGGUGGGGUGGCCAGGGCCUUGGCCAAGGCGGCGCUAAGCCCGGUGCAGGAACAUGAGACAGGCCGGCGCUGUAGCUCUGGCGAGGCAGGCCCACCCCCGGUGCCCAUUGUUGUAGAGCCUGCCCGGCCAGGGGUCAAGACCCAGACAACUCAGCCUCUGGGCACAGACUCCAAGGGAUUGAAAGAACCUGUAGCCCAGGUGCCUCUAGUGCCUGAAGCGCCAAGGGGCCGGGAGCGCUGGGUGCUCGAGGAGGUGGAAGAGCGGACCACACUAAGCGGACCUCGCUCCAAGCCCGCUUCCCCUAAGCUCUCUCCCGACCCCCAGACUCCAGCCCUAGUCCCAACAAAGAAUGUGUCCCGAAGUGCAGUUCCUCCAGUCCCUCCUGCUUCCCUUGUGGUCCCAGGCGCCAAGCCUGAAACAGGGUUGAACUCCCGGUGUCCUGCCGAAGCCGUGACUUCCGCAGGCCUAACCAAAACUGGGGCACCCAGCCCCGCACCUCUAGGCCCAUAGCGGGGCAGGCCUUUGGCCCUGUGUUGUACAGUUGCCUGUAUACAUAUGUACACAUAUAAAUAAAGUGCCCGUGCUGCCUGA
Messenger RNA from Myodes glareolus (Bank vole), 3426 nucleotides. Lineage: Eukaryota; Metazoa; Chordata; Mammalia; Rodentia; Cricetidae. The record is from RefSeq and is a predicted model, not a curated record.